CUAACUAGAUGUGUUGGAGUCAAUAGCUGUAAACCUUAUUUCAGGGCAUAAUUUGGGAAAUGACCUAGAUGCAUGAUAAUUGUCUUCUUAUAUGAGCAAAUUGGCCUAUAGCAGCUCAAUCUUUUGGAUUUUUUCUUACAGCUACUGUAAGUAGAGUAUUUUUUUUUUCAGUCCUCGCUGUCUGGCCUGUAGCCUACACUAUGCUUGGCUGGCUCAGGCCGCUAGUGCUAUAGACAAGUUUGUGGACUUGAAGUUAACUCAAUAGUGACCAGACAAAAUAGAAAUCUUCAUCUCCCUAAAACAAUGGCAGAACCAUAGCCCAGCAUUACUCCCAUUUAUCAAAUACCACUGUAUGUGAAUGUGUAUUUACAUUUUAAACAGUCAAUGUAUCCCAACGGCACAGUUAAGUGAAUGAUACCGUGAUUGAUUGUUUUGCUUUAAUGGACAACUUGCAGGUUUUUGCUGUGGUUUUAUGUGACACAUCCCAACUCUCAGACUAUGUCUGUGCCUUCAUUUAAUAUGAUAAUUCAUCACUGUGUUCCGUGUGCUUCUCUGUGCUUCUCCACAACACUUUCCUCAGUUCUUUUACAUUCUGUUGAGCCCACAACAAUAUAAAGGCUCAAAUUCUGGUCUUCAUUCACGACAUAAACAAGUAGAUUUCAUACAUUCUCAGAAUAAAAUAAGAAACCGUUUUGGCUCACAUUUGUUUUAGCGAGAACACUGUGCAUGUAACAUUUGCAUCCACUUAUUUUCCGAAUGCUUUGUGUUUUCACAAAACAAAUAUUUGCAUUCAGAGUUCUAUUUUGAAAUACAUGUAGCCUAUAUCAAAUUCUAAUUUAGAUUUCUGUGCAAGUGUAGCAGCGGAUAAUGAUUUUAGUCACAGAUACUAGAGCUCUACAUGACGAAUGACAAUUUAUUUGUAAUGUGGAUAUAUUGUUUGACUUUAUUGCAUUGCUAUUGGGUAUAUUUUUCUGCUGUAUAUGUGUUUGUUUUUUGUUUGUCACUGGAGAAGCACAGUCUCAGAAAUGUUUUGUCAUUCCGUAUUUGCUUUGUGCUAUUAAACACAGGUUUAUGCUUGCAUAUGGUACAAUAAUAACUGCACAGAUCGUCAUCUAUAUUUCAUAAAUGAUAUGGUCAGUUGGGUCUUGAGUGACUGGUACAGUACUUGGUGUUUGCCUUCAUAUGGCUGAUGGAGAGGACUAAUUGACUUCUUGCUGUGAUUUACUGGAGCAUCUGUCUGCAAAUGGACCCAUCCCAAACCUGUUAAUUCAUCUAAAUUUCAUAAAGUCAUGGCAAGACUGUGCACUGCCACCCCUCAUCAAUUAUAAUAUUUCAGCACACUCCACACUAAUGCAUUCAGUUGUCUAAACAUACACACACACAUGCAUAAAUGCACACACGUAGGCAUUCCUGUUUGUACCACAUAUAUGAACAAACAGUAACUUUAUGUCUCUGUCACACAGAGAUUUGGAUGCUUGAUGAAAUAAUUUUGUGCUCCCCAUCCUUCUCUCGCUUUAUUAUUUUUUGUCAUGUCUUGUGUUACAUUGACAUUAGUGACCAAGUGUAACAACUGGUGAUUCUUAUACAGACUGGAAAUAGUUUAUUAUGGAUAUACACAAAUAUUUAUAAACGUGUGUGUAUGUGUUUAUUGACUUUGUGCGAAUGGUUUUCCCAAAAAAGGUGAUGAGUGUUACUUAAAAAAUUCUUCUCAUCGCCACGAAGGAAUAAAAUUUGAUGUCUUUUCAGCCCAGUUUACAACAUGGCGAUAUGCUGUACCUCUGGCAUUUGUGCUCUGCUUAAAUCCGUCUUUCCAUAUCGCCUUGUCACUCAUUUGCUCGACAUUCACUGGUCUGGGAGUGACUUGGACCUUAUGGAUGUAAAGAGUAUUCCCUAACAUGAAUGUUUUGAUUGCUGGGAGUGAUAUUUUGUGUGCAACAGUCACUAGGAUUUUGUCUGGCCUGUCAGGCAACCAACAUACAUGACCGGACCCAUAAAGCUGGAGGGUGGGAAGGGACUGCAGAUGUCAAAAUGCUAAAAAUUUGUUAAAAUGUAGAUAUUUAAACUCAAGUUGUAUAUGCAUUCAUGUGUGGUUUCCAAAUUUAAAACGCCACAUGGUGACAGAUUUAGUGUAUUUUGUCAGAUUUAACAAACAAUACUGGAAAAAUUUUACAGUGCUCAACUAAGUAAUAAAUAAUCGUAAUAUGUUUUGUCCAUUACUCUUAUAAAUUUUUAGUUUAUCGAUGUGAAACUAAACUUACAACACCAUCAUGAAUCCUACAAAAUUAUAAUAUUGCGCUAAACUUAUUUGGCAAAUUUGAAUCAUAUAAAUGUACUGAUUAAAUUGCACUCAUUUAGUUGAUUAUGUUGUUAUUACUAUAGAUAGUCUGCUGUAUUGCAGAGAAAUGAAUAGACUUGUAAUUUGUGGAAAACUGCUUAUUAGGCUAAACUCUAAUUAAGUUAUGAGCACAUUAAGAGCUAUUUGGUCAUUUAAGGAAAUUUUGAUAUUAUGAACAUUUAAAUAAUAUUAGUCCUACAUACAAAAUAUUACAGCAUAAUCUGCAUCUAUCAAACAGGCCUAUGGCGCAGACACUUCACUUGCUGUAGUGCAGUUAUUCUGCAUAGUCCUCUCUUGUUUUGCCUUCUCGCUGCAAAUGAGGAAUCAUUUGGGGCGCAGGUCUGUGAGUCCUUUAUGCUUUCUGAAUGACAGAUUGAAAACUUUCGGUUUAUAUGGCUGCAGUCCUCAAUCAUUUUCGGAAAUGCAUCGGGUUAAAGGUUGACAAACAUAAGCGUCCAUUACAAUCAUGACGGAAUUAGGCCAGUUCUGGGCCUGUCUACUAUUUUGCGGCAUUUAAUGUCAAGUGGGCCCCUUGCUUUGUCUCUGCAGGUGACGUCAGCAUAACAAUGUGGAAAAGGGAGUUUUUUCUCUUUUUCUCUCUUUUUGUUUUUUUUUUUAAGAAAAACUUGAAAAUUCAGACAGCUACAGUCUUUGGAAAUAAGAAGGUUUUUUUCCCCACCUUAAACCCAUAAGCUGCAGUCCGGAGCCCACGCCACGUCGUGUAGAUUUCAAUAAAAGCAACAGAUAAAAGAAUUUGGCUGAACUGCUGCAGGUACACAGACGUGCGCGGAUAGAAUCAGAGCCACCCCAAAGUGCAAGGGGACGUGCAGGAAUACGUGCAGCACUGGAGGAGAGGAGAGUGGAGCUGCUGUCCUCACAGCACCCCAAAGUAUGAAAGUUUAUCUGAGUUUCCCAGGAUCAGUGCAGCCUAGCCACUGCUGUUUGUCACUUUUUAUAAUUUACAUUUUACGUUACCAAUUUUUAUAUCUGUCCUGUAGCCCACAGGACGCAUGGUGUGCACUCCUAAUAGUUAUUCAUUUGUUUUAGAGUAAUGAGAAAGGGUCUAUGUAUAGAAAAGGGCUCAAAGGUAAAAUAGUACAUCAUGUUCUGCAGUGUUCUCCAGUGACACUGCUGGAAAAUGGCAAUGCGAAUUAAGUUUUUCCAAUAAGAUUAUCAUAUAGUGGUGGUCUAGUGCGCCAUGUAGAACUACUUGUUGCUUUAUAAAAGUUUCAUUUUUCUUUGGACUUGAGGAUAAAAAAAAUCUUGUCAUGAAAAUACACGUAGGCUACAAUACAAUAAAAGUGUAACGCAAAGGUACUUUUACCUCCAUGAGAGCUCACUAACUUAUAAAUUACAUGAACAGAUACUGCAUUAAACUUAAUGCGUAUAUAGGCUAAUGACGCUCAAGGCAUUGUUAGUAUUUAAAAAAAAAAUUAAAAUAAGUAAUUUUUAUUGUUAGAAUAUGUUUCCUCUAACUUUCACCGUUCUCAAAUGUGGCACUCCACUCAAAAUGCAAGACUUGACAAUAAUUGGCCUGGACACGCAGUGGCCAGUCUCUCUAUUAUUCUUGCAGGGCAGGAGUGGGACAUUUGCUUUGGCAAGAUAUCCAGUGGGGGGAAAAAAGAGCCGGUAGAUAGGCUGUGAUUGUCUUGUGUUCUGCGUAUGUCUGCAUUUAAUCACUUGACUUUUAUCAGAUCAUUAGUAUUACACAUUAACCCUAAAACAUUUUUUUGAAAUGUAGAGAUUUAGAGAAAGAUGUCUUAUAAGAACGAGCCUGAAGUUAAAGAGGCAGCAAUAUUUGCGGGUAUCGCGGCACAUUUCAAAGCAUUUUCUCUGCGAUAUUUGAAAACGGAGUCGUGCAGUGAACGCCUGCGUGUCCCUUUUAAAACAAACCCAGCGCCUGUCAAUCACAGCGCAUUCCAACCAAUCCCAAAGCUCCCUUUUUAAAAGCAGGUUUGCCUGCUGUGCUUUUAUAUUGCACCAUGGCCUGUUUCGAAGCAUUUUUACUACCACGGUUAUUGCCACAAAUCAAGAGGGCAAAGUGAACGGCAUGGGACUCACACCAACUUUAACGAAAUUGAGUCUGGUUCCUACUUCUGCGAAGUUCACGGCCAAGAAUUUCACAUGCAGAUGAUAUACAAACAAGGAAGCAUGGAAACAGAAUUUCUAGGUGCAUCCUGAGUGCUGAAUUGGUUUGAUUUUGCAAACUCAUAGCCAAACUCACAACCAAACAUGACAAGCCUUUCGAGGUUUAGUGGCUGCCCUCUCUCUUGCGUCAACCCCGGGGAGAGCAAUACUGAACCCAGCGUGGUGCUGCCACCUUUGGCAGGAGAGCACAUGGGACACCCCACUGGCAGUUCCUUAAAACUCUGCCCCUCGCACAAUUUGCGAGACUACCCCGAGACGAGGUCCAGUGCAUAUGUUGACCAUUCGGUUCCCAAUUUUUCAGACUCUGGAUACCCCAGCCACCGGUUAGAGCACAGCCCUAGGGGCAUUAUCAUUGGAGCCAAUCUUUCUGGAGCCGGCAUGCCACCCGUCACUGAUCAACUGGCAUCAAGAGCUAACCAACAUGGCGGGAUUGGAAGGUAUCGUGACUUUCCUGGCUGCAGGGACAACAGGAGCCAUGCUUUUUUCACAAGUUAUCAGGAGCAGGCCCACGCCUCCACCGACGCAUCUCGGGAUCUCGGCAGCCAGAUGAUGCUGGGUCUACCUGGCGACCUCCUCACCCGGACUCACCCUUAUGGCCAAACUAUCAACCCCAAGGGAAACAGCCAGCAACUUGUGACACAAUUCCUGGGUCUGUACAAGCCCCUCAACAUGGCAAUUCAGCGUGGAGGAGGCGACGCUUUCCUCAGGUGCUCCAAGCAAACAGUGAAGCAUGAGCUGGUGUGUAAGUGGAGUGACGGCCAAGAGGGGGCUGGGAAGCUGCCUUGCUCCAGAGCCUUCGGGAGCAUGUAUGAACUUGUCACCCAUGUGACAGUGGAGCAUGUCGGAGGACCUGAACACUCUGAAUACGUUUGUCACUGGGAGAACUGCGCGAGGGACAGGAAGCCUUUCAAAGCCAAAUACAAGCUGGUGAACCACGUCAGAGUCCACACAGGGGAAAAGCCCUUUCCCUGCCCCUUUCACGGCUGUGAGAAAGUUUUUGCAAGAUCAGAAAAUCUUAAGAUCCACAAGAGGACUCACACAGGUCCUCUUGUUCCUCCGUCUCAUCUAUCUCUAUCCCUGCAGCUCCUGGCUAUCUUCACCCUCUAUGGCUCCUUCAUGAUGGCCCCUAAUCUCUGCCAGUGUGGUUCCAUGUAUGCAUUGCAAGGCGGCUGUGUAAUCAAGCCUGUGAACUCGACAUCUGAAGGAAGGAUUCUGUUUCUGAUCACAUCCCUAUUGAAGUCCAUCCACUCGCUGAACAUGGAUGUGUUGACACACUCAAGCUUGCUCUCCUUGCCUUCUGCAGGUCUCCUAGCAACAGCAAACAAAGGCAGGACCCAUCUCAAGUUUCCCGUGGAGCGGCCAGUCCGGCUUGCCUUUGAUCUUGACUGGGAAAAUAGCUGAGUGGGCACUACUCACAUUUGUCUUUCAUUUACUCCAGCCCCCACUGCCCCCCUCCCAUAAUGUUCCCUGGAACAGCCAAAUCUUCAUCUGUCCCCAGCAACCAACACAUCUCCUGGAUAAUCAACCAUAGCAAGGGAAGUCAUUGAAGCACUACAAAGUUUAGUUGAAAUUGGACAUUUCUGUUUUGGAGCUGGGCUUCUACCUUUAGCAGGCUAUCAUUUGUGUUUUGUCUGUGCAGAAAAGUGAGUGUGUGAAUCCAGAUGGUAUUUUAUCCUUUGUUUCCCUUGUCUCAAUAUAGUCUUGCUGCUGAAUCUAUCAACCUGUUUGUCCCAGGGCUUUGAAAUAAAACCCCUUAAUAAACACGUAAAGUGCCAUUAACCCUGCCUUUGCAAAUGUUUUCAACUUAACGAACUUGGACUACACUUAAAGUACUACUUUUAUUCCAUAAAAGUCCCAGUAGCCACAGAAAAGUGGGCACACAGUGGAGCUGAUGUGGAUUUUAGAAGUCAUGGGGCUGCCUCAGAGUGCUGGUAUUUUAAAUUCAACAUAAAAAAAUUAGGAUGCACACAGGAAAAGGAAUAUUUUGAACUUGUUUCCCCGUGUUUAAUAAUGCUUUUCGAGAUAAGUCCCAGGAAUCAAAAUAUAAAUAACUCGCUCAUUCUAUUCCCGACCAAAGAUAGAUAGGGCAAUGUAUCUUAAGGCUAUUGAAUGUUAUCUUACUCCAGUGCUCUGCUUUCAUCCAGAACAGCUCAGACAGCUCAGGAGAUUUAACAAAUUGAAGUGUUACACACUGUUUUGGUGUAAUUUACUGUAAUUGAUGUUUCUAUCUAGUGCCAAGGCCUUCUAAAGCAAUUGCUUGUGUUUGUAGAAAGACAUGCAGCCCAGUGGGGUGUAUUGACUCAGGCUGUUGACUAAUACUGCUCUAUUGGCAUGUUUUAAUGCUCUCCCAUUGUUUGACUAACAGACUCCUCUGUAAAGCUAAAAGCACUGCUUAAGAUGGGGAUCAGUUUCAUACUUUGUCGCAAUAAACUGGAAGUUUUCUUUUCGUGUGAAUGGGUCAGCAUGUUUUGACUGACCUGGUUCUGUAUCCCUACUACAAUGAUCUGGGUUUAGGGCACUGCUUACAAUGCUCAGGAAAUUCCCCACUUCUAUAGUUAAUCUCAUCGAUGAUUGUAGUUUUUACAAGAAGAAAUUUUUGUCAAAAGUCACUUUGUCACAUUGUUACACUGUACAUAUUGACUUUGAAAUGCAGUAACCUCAUUAAGCAAUGGAUUGUGCACAGAACAGCAGUGGCAGACCCAGUUCUUUUGUUAAUGACCCAAUAUUUAACAAGGAGAGUAGCAUGGUGCAAGUGUUUCAGCAUUAGUUGAUUCCAUAUUCACUGUGGUUGAAGAUGUAUUCACAUCCUUUACGUAGGAAAAUAUCAGAAUGUAAAAAUACUCCAUCAAAUCUGUUAGUAUCACAAGCAAAAUGCUUGUUAAAAUACUCAUUAUGCAGAAAAAUGAGCUUUUAGUGUUGCUAGUUGUGGGGGAGCUGAUUUUAAAAUAUUUCAUAUAGAUCAUAUGGUUUAUUUGUACAAUCUUGGUAACCAUAACUGUGAAAUCAAGUAGUCAAGUAAAAAUUACUAAUAUAAAUAUUUCCCUCUGAAAUAUAAUGUACUCAGUUUCUUUCCCCCACUACAUAUUCAGUAUUUUGCACAUCAAGAUAGUCUGCUGUAGUGGUUUGCACAAUAAAUGUAAUGACUUAAACAGACAUUCAAAAAGUUGGUCAGUGUAUCAGAAAUACAACAAGUUAGACAACGUUUUCAUCCCCAAAUACAUUAGGUACAAAUGUAGCAACAUAAGAAAAAUAAUGAGAAGUUAAAUAUUUUACGUGAUUAGAUAUUUUAACUGAAAGCUGCGAUGCCUUUAGAAGCUCUGAAAAAAGUGGACCUUGAGUGAAGAUUGUUUUUAAACUAUUGUUUUCAAGGUCAAGAAUAAACCGUCACAUUCAGUAUUUUUUUUAUGCUAAACGUAUUCUAUCCCAUAUACAGUUCUCUCUCAGAGCUACUUUUGGCUUUGCUGACACUUCUGAAUGUCAGCUUCAAUACAGCGACUCUAUCACAUUUCUGUUAAGGUACAUGUAAACAAACAUAAACACAACAAUUAAUCAAAAUACCUAAAAACAUUUCACAUGACAUUGUUUUCUUAACUAUAUUCUGUAUGAGUGCCAUUUGUGUUGUAUUUUUAAGCUCCCUUUAGAGAGAAGAAAAUCCAUAUUUCAUCUGUUAUACUGAUGCUUGUUUGUGAGGAACACUCAUCCUAGCUGGGUCCUAUUUUGGUUUGUCAAAGCAAAGCUGCAGAAGAGCCGGUUUUUACAUUCCUUCAUGAUCCUUUUAUGGAAGUGACUAUGGUUUGGAUUGUUACAUGUGAAAGAACUGUGAAAAAACUGGUCCCACCUCUGCCUUCAACCGCCUGUAUCCUCCCCUGCAUACACUUUCCACGCUGAGAAGUCUUACAUUCAUUACCUUACAAUACUCAGUUCUAUAUAGGCGCAUUGCUCAGCACUAGACCUGAAGCAGAAGUGAACACUGUUACCAGCAUGACACAGGAUGAUAAACAAAAGGUUGUGAUCUACUACAGAGAAACUGAAGUGCUCAGAUAAGCAGACCCUUGCCUUUCAAGCAGUCUUGUGACCUGGAAAGACCAAGAAAGGUUUGCUUUUACUUCUCACCUUCAAGAAGUCUUUUCUAACUAAAAGGGUUCUUCUGGGAAGAAAAAAAACAAAAAAACAUUUGAAGAACAUUUUUCUCUCUCUCAAAAACCCAUCGGAACACAUUUUAGCAUAUUUAUUUAUAGCAUGUUUCUGAUUCAGAAUCCUGCGCAAAAAAAGACUGUUAUAGCAUCAAGUAUCAUCACAUUACCCCUGACAAAAAAUAAAGCAUGUCUUCAUGCUUGUCUGAACCAAACCCCACACAGAGUUAUACCCCUCUGAUACUGCAUGUGCCAUCUGACUCUGACAACAAUGUUGGGGUGGAGAAUAUAUUAAUAUCUUCCUGAGCCCUAAGCAUGCACAUUUACUGUCACCUUAAUUCAUCAGUUUAUAUGCUUACCACCUCUAGGUGUCCUAAAAGGUACUUUAUGGAACCAUUUCAAUAUUAAGCCUUACUAUAGCAGAAGGGUGAGGCUCUUAGUCAUUUAUAAAUUUGCCAGUUUGCUAUUUUAGUUUGUUUUAAAGGCAGAAGCCAACUUACAGUGGGCUUUCAGGUAUGUCCUAAGAUGGACAUUAAUGAUGCCUGAGCUCAGAACUGCCUUAUCCACUGAGAUCAAAUAUCUAUUUUACAACAGAGACCUAGCCAAGGUAGCAGCCUCACAAAAUCACAGUAUACUUCAAUAUAACACCAUAUACAAAAAUCCACAAUAAAACACAACAGCUUUUCUGAAAAUACAGGUUCUUUUUCUGAAACUAGAACUGUAAGUUGAGUUGUGGUGAUGUAUCUAAGUAACACAAUUAUCAAAUAUUACUUCAAAGAAAGGGGUCCUAUUAGAUGGUGCAUAGUAACUGUUAAGAGUGCUGCUCUUAACAUUUCCCUUACGACAGCCUUGUAAUUACAGAGCUUCAUAAUGAUAUCCUUAUAAUGAAUGUAAAUCAACAAUUACAUAAAGAUACUGUACAAGAUGUAUAUUAGUAAAAUGUCAUCAUGUUAAUACAAUUUAUUUUUUCUCUCAUUUUACAUUUUCUAAACAUUUUGUGUUUCCACCACCAUUAGCAGAGCAGCACACAAACAUAUUUCUGGUUCAAGUUCUUGUUCUAGGCACUUCCUGAGCUCCUGCCAAAAUAACAGGACCCACAUGGGACCAGAGUAUGAACAGUGAGCUGUGAGUCACUUAGAUUUUAAAGGUCCAGUGUGUAACAUUUAGGAGGAUCUAUUGGCAGAAAUGGAAUAUAAUAUUUACAGGUAUGUUUUCAUUAGUGUAUAACCUGAAAAAUAAGAAGCAUUUGUUUUUUGUUACUUCAGAAUGAGCAGUUUUUAUCUACAGAUGCUGGGAAUUGCCUGACAUGGAGGUCACCAUGUUGAGCCACCAUGUUUCUACAGUAGCCCAGAACGGACAAACCAAUUACUGGCUUUACAUCCGCCGUUGUUUCACAGUCACCAUAGUUUCUCCUUUGCAUUUGGAAGGGGAGGUUGAAGUGAAGGAGGUGCAAUCUGCUAUUACACUGCUAGCUGCCUACACACUGAUCUUUUAAAUGGUCAGUUUACCCAAAUUAAACAUGUUUUUUUCAUUUGCCUCCUGUUGUAUGUACCCACAUAAUGAGGUUUGAAUUUAUUCAUUUAUUCACCUCUAACAUUUGGCCUCCAUCCCAAUACAAUUAAUAUAAAUGUAAUCUAUUGUAUGUUUUACAGACGUAACUAUGAAAAGUGUUUAAUGGAACUACUUCAUAUUGAAGAAAUGGUCCCAUUUAGGGGUGGAAGCAGAAACCCAGACAAAUUAAAAGAAUGUUUUUUGCAUGCUAGAUACUUCUAAAGGUAAGUAAGUAAACAGUUUUGUUCUGUUAUUUGGGUGAAUUGACCCGUCAACUCAAAAGCCACUCACUGCUUUUUUAACUUGUUAAAUUCUGUCUAUGUUUCCAAUUAAGAUUACUUUCUCCUGGGUAGAUAGACUUUAAUCAUUACUUGAGCAUAUUACCCUUGCUUUGAGGGACCAUAUUAUUCCAGCAGUCAUGUGAGUUACCUUAAUGUUUCUGCUCAUUUGCAGAUAAUUUGGUCCCAGUUACACUACUGCCAGAUUGCAAAAGAGCACUGUUUAAUUUAUGUCUGUGAAAGAGGUGGAGAUGUUUCAGAACAGUUUUGCUCAUUUGACAACAUGGUGCAAACCCACCUACACUUUCACAAUUCAUCAUAAUAUGAGUGUAGACCAUUGUUGUGGUAGCUAUGCAGUUAAGUUUUGCAUUUCAUGUUUAACCUUUAAAAUAGUUUUUCUCCAUACUUAAAGCUUAAGCGAGCUCAAUGUGCUAAAUUCAAUUUGGGUAUAUGGCAUGACAUAAAUUUGGAAAGAGGUUCUCUUCAAAGUGUUAACCAGUAGAUUUACUGAAACUGGCAUCAAUCAGCAUUUUUUAAACAUGUAUUUAACGUAUGAUCUGUUGGCUGUUGCUCUUUCCAAACUGAGGGAAUUUAUUAUGCUGUUUAUUGAUUUCUGUAUCAUUUCUGGAGUUUUCUGGAACAUAAGCUGCUACACCUACACAGAAAAAUGACUAUAGAGUUCUAUAGAUUUCCAAACAUCUCUGUUAGUCUGCAGUCAUUUUAACUUCUGUAUAUUUUUUGAGUGCCUCUUUCAUUUUGAAAUGUGAGUCUGCUGGAAUCUCUGGGUACUUAAAGAGUGAGUAAGACCCGCAUUGCUAUUUAGAGUGAUGCAAAGACAUGUUACACCAUCUCAAUCUGUGUCAGCCUAUAUGCUAUGUACACUUGGAAGAAGUCAGUGUCUGUUUGUGCCAUAUAGAUUUAUCACCUCUUAAGUUUAUGACAUUUCUGGAGAGAAAAAACAAUCAUGGCACAGACGGAGUGGGGGUGGGGUGGCAUUUGUCAGUGCUCUCAUUGGGGUUCAAAAGUAGAAUGCAAAAUGUCUGUCUUUGUCUAAUCCAACACAUUUUAUUUUUGUAACUGAGAAAUCUGUUCAGGGACCCCAACAUUUUUUCCAACUGUCAGGGUGUCAUUUGUCAGAAAAAAAGUGAAACUGAAUUCCCACCCCCAGUCCUUCUGUACGUUGUGAGGUUAUAGCUGUUUCAAACACGCAAGGUGGGGGUGUGAAAGGGGCGCACACGUGGACAUGGCGACCUGAAACACACACAAUUCCUGGUAAUUUUGCCCUUCAGAGAGCACUUUGGCCGACUUCUUUUUUUUCAAGCUUUUAUGCCUUUAAUGGAUAGAGACAGCCGAAGGUAGAAAGGAAAGGCGGAGAGAGAGGGGAUGCAGUAAAGGGCUACUAAGGGGACUCACUCUUACUACAUGGGGCAUGAACUCUACCAGGUGGACUACUGGGGCGCCCCUCCUGACUUCCUCUUUGACACUAUAUUGCCCUAUAGCCUCAUCCUCCACCAGUUGACUUUUUAAAGAGCCGAAGCCUUUGGGCUCGAGAGUAUUGUCCCUCAUGAUUGAGAUGCUAACCCUCGGGGCAGCCCCUUGCUCUUUAGUGUCUAAUUUUUUCUUCUCUCUUCUCCCUGUCCUCCUCCUCCUGCUUCGUCUUCUUUUUCUUUCCCCCUGGUUCGUCUC
This is a messenger RNA of Dicentrarchus labrax (European seabass), 12131 nucleotides long. It is a transcript of the gene zic6, whose product is annotated as zic family member 6. The transcript is spliced from 4 exons. Gene Ontology annotation, cellular component: nucleus. Gene Ontology annotation, biological process: regulation of transcription by RNA polymerase II; central nervous system development. Gene Ontology annotation, molecular function: RNA polymerase II cis-regulatory region sequence-specific DNA binding; DNA-binding transcription factor activity, RNA polymerase II-specific. NCBI's taxonomy places the organism in Eukaryota, Metazoa, Chordata, Actinopteri, Moronidae. Bases 4568 to 5884 code for a protein of 438 amino acids. The record is from RefSeq and is a predicted model, not a curated record.